This is a messenger RNA of Ambispora leptoticha, 3105 nucleotides long. The record is from the annotation of a GenBank genome assembly. NCBI's taxonomy places the organism in Eukaryota, Fungi, Glomeromycota, Glomeromycetes, Archaeosporales, Ambisporaceae.
CCUCCAACCGCCACAUUAGCCGAAUUUAAUGCUCAACUACAGGCAUUAUUGGCAAAUAACGGUGCUGAAUUGAUUUCUUCAUCUAAUGCUAAUGAUUACACGGGUUUCACAAAUCUUUGGAGUGAUGAGGCGGCCUCCUCGCUGGAUAAUACGACUAUUUUCACCCCAGAAAUGCUUUCGUUGAGUUCUCCAGAAAGUUUCGCGCAAAUUCAUUCGCCAAACUCUUAUACUACUGGCGACGAUUACGAGUCAUUGCCUGCCAUGUCACCACCGUCAUUUAAUAAUUUGUCCGAGUUUGCUAAUCCAACUGAUCAAAUAGCGUCAGAAUUUGCCUAUCCCUGCUUGGAUGAACCAUUUGAUCAAUUGCUCCCAACUAAAAUGGAGUUUACGGCAACAAUCUCUCAGACGGAGAAUGCAAGAAAACGACAAACGAUAGGAGGGGAUGUUAUUUUUGAUGAGGAUGAUGAACGCGAAAAUUUUGAUAAUAUAAGGAAUAAGAAGCAACGAAAUUCCAAUGCUGGUCGAUCCACAAAAAAAUCAACAUUAAAUAAUAACGAUAUUUUAAUAUCAUCUUUAAGCAAAAAGAAACAGUUAGUUAAGGACGAACCUGUCGAUCAAACCUCUACCACUGCAAAUUCGUUCGCUCAAGGUCUCGCUGUUCCGAUUAUGUGUCUGCCUGAUGGAACUGCAGCAAAUCUUAAUGGUACACAAAGUAUCUUGGUUCCUAGCUCAUCACCUACUGUUAAUCCUGCCCAGUUAUCUAAUAAUUUUAACGCGAGUACAUUAUUGACUUUUGGUCAAGGGGUAUGGUCAGGUGCUACUACCACCACUCAUCCUGUUUCAUCACAAUCAAAUUACGUACAAACUUUGAAUCCUACGGCAUUACAAGAUGGGACAUCUCUUUCGUUACCAUCACGAGAAGAGACAAAUAACACAACGGCCAUCGGCAGCAACCAAAAUACAAGCAACUCCUCUUCUGCCACUGCCACUGCGAAUGCUAACAAUAACGCAGCCACAAAACUUCCAAUUACACAACGUCGCUACAGGAAUAACAUUAAUGAUAGAAUUAAUGAUCUCAAGAAUGUCGUGCCAGCUUUAUGUCAUCUUAAGACCACGAUAUUAAGGAAAGCUACUGAAUAUAUUAAUUACCUGAAAAAGAGUAACCAGCAAUUGAAAGUGGAAAACGAUAUCUUAAAGAAAAUCGUUGAAAUUCUACCUGGUGGCGUAGAACUUUAUCACAAAUAUUUCGAUACACCUGUUGGUGAUGAUUCCGGUUCGGGUGAUAUCCGAUCUCCUAGAAACAAACCUGAACCGAUUGAAUCUGAUACCCGUAAUGGAAAUACUAGUCCAAGAGCAUUGAUGGCAUUAUUUAUGUUUGUGACUUUCUUUACCUCACCAUCUCAAUACGGCCAAUCUGAUAAUGGCCACAACCAUUCUAUCGAAUCACAUCAGCAUGCACCGGCACGUGCUUUGGGAUUGUCUUCUAAUGAGAAUAUCGUAGAGAGUAGUGCUACUACCGGGUUCUCUGCUAAUGAUGGAACUCUUACAAUUGACGUUUGGUAUUUAGCAAGAAUUUUCACUUGCUUGUUAUGUUUAAUCUACAUAUUGAGACCUUCGUUAUUUUCGAAUCAUCCUCCACGCGCUCAUAAUUCAAAGCAAACCGUUAUGUCUGUUUUGGCUGCUAAAAGUAAGAAUACCAAAGAAUUGCACCGAUCUAUCUCAAGAAUGAUUUCACCUUAUCCAACGAAUAUUAUGGGAUUCUUUUUCGGAUUCGUUACCGAAUUAUUCCAACUAUUGACUCGAAGAAUUCUUGGAUGGGGAAUAUUUCGCGGCGCAUUUUGUCGAGAUAUUGACUCGGAGAUUAGCCUUUGGGGUCGACUUGGUGAAGUUGAAUUAUGUGGAGGCAAUGAAAAGGUUUCUCGUUUCUCUAUUUUAUACACCGCUUUUCGCACAGUCAAUCUUUUGGAGGCAGCCAACUUCAUCUUUAGCAACAAUUCUGGUCCAUGUGCACCAAAUCCCUCACGUAUAUACGCCAACGCGGCUAUACAAUGUUACAUUGGGUUCAGUUCAUUCCCAUACAUUGCACGAAAAACUGCAGCUCAUUUUUGGCAAAAAGCAAUCGCAAAUAAAGGAUAUAACGGCGCCGAAGAAAAAUGGCUCGAAGUUGCCUUGACUUGUAAUCAAAACGGUGAUAUAUGGAAAGGAGUAGUGAAUCAAAUUGCCGAACUUGCUUUUCAAAAAGGUCAAAUCUCGAAAAGCAGUGAUGAAGAGGAAAUCACCACGCUUAUAACACCACUCUGUAAAAUUUCCGAUGCUCAAGCUUUAUUCCGGCUCAAAGAAACAUAUUAUAAUUUCAUUUCUGAGCAAUACGGGAGAAAGAGGAGUAGCAACAAAAAAGGAUAUUCUUUUGCUGAACUUAUGAGAGUGAGCAGUCCAUCAUCUUUGGCACAUUGGUACACGCUGGUUGGAUAUGCACUUGCCACUUUCGCUCGUAAGCAGAACAAUACUGGUUUGAAUAUUAUUAAUCAAUUAAAGUUAUUUACAAAAAAAGAGAAUAACAAUAACAAACAAAUCAUUGAAAUGGGAUUACUCUCCUACGCCUUAUUGAUGUACGGAAAAAUUGAAGCUUCAGCUCGAUUUGCUGAUAGUGCUUACGUUGCAAUCAUAAAAGGAAUCCAAGAAAAAAAUGCAGAUGAUUGUGAAGAGGAAACUAAUGAAUUUUGUAAAUUAAAACAAGAAAUUCAUGAUCUCGCGGAGUUCUGUGUUGGUCGGAUUGUGCUUGAAGGUCGUAUCUUAAUUUGGAAAAUCAUCGAGGAAUUAUCUUCGCAAAAUAAAGAUGUGCCAAUCCCCGAUGUUCUUGAUAUUGAGGCACGAUUAAAGCCUGGUGUACAACAAUGGUUACUUUACCUACGACGACUGGCUAAUAAUGAAGUAUUUGACGGGAUUGCAAAAACACGACGAGAAUCUUUAAAACAUUUACAUACCCUUACACACGUUGUAAGUGGACAGAUGGAUAUAGGAUUCGAGGAUAAUGAAAAGGGGAAAAUAGAGAAAAGAGGUGCACGCACUUGGCAGGCAUUAAAAUCCUUAGCAGUGAAUAUUUAA